Molecule: messenger RNA, 813 nt
Organism: Sporisorium graminicola
Lineage: Eukaryota; Fungi; Basidiomycota; Ustilaginomycetes; Ustilaginales; Ustilaginaceae
Exons: 2
Coding region: 1-813 (270 amino acids)
Biological process (GO): translation
Cellular component (GO): small ribosomal subunit; ribosome; mitochondrion
Molecular function (GO): structural constituent of ribosome
Source: RefSeq, a predicted model, not a curated record
AUGGCGUCCAGAUCAACAGGCGUCGCACGCCAACUGUUUAGCUCGGCCACCGCAGCAUCACGUGCAUCGACAUGCACCACCGUUCCCGUCGCCCGAACUUUUGCCUCGGCAUCAAUUCGCUCGAAUGCUUCGACCUCAUCGUCGGUGACGUUGGACCAGCUUCGCGAUGCAUCACAGACUCUACCAUCUCGCCAGAGCAGCACACCUCCUGCCACCGAGAGCCACAAUGCCAUUGCAAAAGAAGAGGAGCAGUUCGUGCUGCCCAACUGCCUGCUUCCCACCGAAUCACUCCCACAGACACACGGCGUGCACGUUGCGACGCUGCACCUGCGCUCGUACACCGACGGCCUGCCGAACCUCGACCUGUUCGCUGACUUUGCGCGGCGCGCGGCUUUCGCGAUUGGCAUCCCGGCUGGCGGCGUCGCGCAUCUGCCCACGCGUACCUCGCUGUGGACCGUACCGCGCUCGCCGUUCGUCCACAAAAAGUCGCAGGAGAACUUUUGGCGCAAAACCCACUCGAGAGCCAUCAAGCUGUACGACGCGAACGACCAGGUCGUCGAUAGGUGGUUGCACUUUUUGCGUAUUCACGCGCUUCCAGGAGUCGGGCAGAAAGCUGAGCUGUUCAGAUACCACGAGCUGGGCGUAGGCGACAAGCUGAUGGACGAGGCCAAGGCGUUGCAGCGUUCGGGGUCAAGGACGGAGGCGGAUGGUGCGAAAGGUGAGGUGGCCUCGGCAGCGGACAGUAUCAAGAAGCUCGCUGAUGGGAUUGUGGAGAAGGAGAUUGCUCAGGCUGCAGCCGCUGAGCAGAAGUGA